This is a messenger RNA of Gigantopelta aegis, 3740 nucleotides long. RefSeq lists its product as uncharacterized. Lineage: Eukaryota; Metazoa; Mollusca; Gastropoda; Neomphalida; Peltospiridae. The transcript is spliced from 2 exons. Bases 950 to 1687 code for a protein of 245 amino acids. The record is from RefSeq and is a predicted model, not a curated record.
UCAUGGUGCACUGUCUGGAACAAGAAAUACUUUUAUUAAGUGGUCAUGAUAGUGGAGUUUUACUGUAAUAUUAAUUUUAAAAAUUACAAUUUUAAUUUCAUCACACUUAUUUCAGGAUAGUAAAAUUGAGAUUGGGGAGAGUUGUCCAAACACUGGGGCAGGUUGACUAAACAAUUCUGGGCGAGUUGACCAGCAUUCAUCUCAGCAUGUGUUUAUGAAAAAUGAUUGGCUAAACUACUGUUGAUCUUAACUCAGCUGUUCAGCGACAGCCAGUGACACUAAUGUGACAGUUUAACAUAUAGGGCAGGCAGUCAAAAUGGCCCACGGAUGAAACGACCCUGAAAAUGUAAGUCAAAAUUGCCAAAGAAAAUAGAUAAAAUGGCCAAUUUAAUUAUUAGCCCAUCAAUUCCGGAUGUAUGGGUACCAAAACACUGACUUAAUUCCCAUUACUAAUAAUAUUAACAUAUAAGCAAUAUAUCACAGACAGUGACAUUUCUCACUAAGACAAGUUUUGCUGUUAAAUUUUUAUGUUGACCACUGUUUUUACAAAUGUCACAUAAAGUUUAACAGACCAAUUUGUGUUAUUUCCAAAACAGUUUUCUUUUCUGUUUAACAUUAAGUCAUACUAUAAUUAUGGUACGGUACUGAUGAAAAACAGUUUUUACUGGUACAAGGUAUAAAGUUAAGCAUAAAUUAGUGCAUGAUUGGACCUAUGCAUUUAACUGAAUCACUGGUGUAUUUUUGUACAGGUACGGUACUUGUAUAUUUUUACAUCCACUUUAAAAUUUUGUAGCUCCAAGCGAUAAAGUCACUUUAAGUCCCAGAUGUAUGUAUGGUAUGUUUUAAGGUAGUACUAAACCAAAUAACAUCUGACUGGGUCAAAGGUGCAUGCAGCUUUUCAUCCCACAGUUGAGGCUACCAGUCCUGUCAUCAGUGAUAAAUAUAAUGGAUGUGGAUUACAAAAGAUCUGUGCUUCCUUAAAAUGAGCAGCACAACGGUUUUCCUGACUGUAAUGUACCAAAUGUGUCGCAUGUCCUGGAGACGGGCAUGUUGCCUAUUUUCUCUCCUCACAUGCUUCUUUCUUCUAAUGCUGGUGGCAUUUCUCGGACUGAAGAUCCCGAGUGCACAGUGGUAUCACUUCCCAGCAGCCUGCAGGACCCCGGAUUCCAUUCUGAAGGACAUGAAGGUCCUGGUGUUCAAAAUCAACGAAGCUCUCAGUGAACUUCAGAUCUCACAUGCCAUUUGUUAUGGCACUCUCUGGGGAACGCUGAGAAAUGGGGAACUUCUUCCAUGGGACAAUAACGUAGACUUUUGUGUUAAUUGGGCAGAUAUAAAUAAAGUCGACAGUGAUCAUAUAACGGAAAUAUUCAACCAGAAACAGUUAUCUAUAUCCUAUGUCCCUAGACUGGGUCAUUACGAAGUGAAAUAUGGAAGUGCUGAUGGGUAUGUGACCGUGUUUUCCGGGAUGUUUUAUGGUGAGAUGUACCGAACUGGGUGGUUGUACAACUUGUUGUGGUGGUUUCAGUCAAAGCCAAUCUCGUUCCCAACCAAUUUGCUAGAAGCACCAUUACCAACAAAAAAGCUGUAUGGUCAUGAUGUGCCUGUCCCAAAAGAAAGUAUUGAAAUCCUGAAAUAUCUCUAUCCCGAUGACUGGUGGUUAGAGGUCAGACCACCAGGUUGUCACUAGUUCUGUCUGCUGUUACCUAUUUUGCAGGCCUCGAACUUAACGAUGGCACCGACGGCAGUUGCCGUAAGUGCAACAUGAAUUUGCUUUCAGGUCAGGGUCUUCACCGAUGACAGUUUUUUGCCAGUGAAUAAAAAUUAUUACGGUCAGUUGAAGUGCUAAUUUUUGGUUUCUAUAUUUGUUGCAAAAGGUAUGCAGGCUCAAAAUUGCUGUUGGUGAGCAUUUUGCCUGUGGCAAAACAUUUCAAAAUUGCCGUAGGUAAGAAAUUAUCGCGUUCGAGGCCUGUAUUUUGUAAACAUCGAGUUAUUACAAAUACAAUGUUCAACAGAGCAAAUACAAUGAACAGCCCAGCACGUACUUACAAGGGUGCCUUAAAUUUGAUGGCUUAACGGUUACCACAGCACCAUAUAAUGGGCAGCAGUGAUUUAUGUGAAAAUCCAGUCUAGUAUAUAAAAACCCAGUCUAGUAUGAAGUUUAAUUAUCAUUACUGAUAUUGUAAUUUGUGUAUUUUCCAUGUUCAUGACACAGCUUUUCACUUUUAUAACGAGGGUUGGGUGAAGAGAACAAAUGGAAAAAGCAGGUCAUAGAAUUUUAAAUUUCAUGGCAAAACAUUUUUCGGUUCCAUACCUUGUGAUCAUGGGUACCCAUCUGAAAUUGUUUUUAAGAAAUAAUUAUUUAUUAUACAUGUUGAAUAAUACUCAAUAUAAUAAUCAUGGAAACCAAAAUUUCGGUUCGAUGAUUUUACCCCACAUGCUACCAACACGGUACUGGAAUUGAUCAUUGUAUGAAAUCUGAGGGCCUGAAACAGGGCACAUGUCCCAACUUGUAAAAAGGUCAAUCUAAUGAGUUGUUUUUGUUUUAAAAGCCAUAAAAAACAAAGGAGGCACUGAAUAUAUUUUGGUGGUUGUGUUGGGCAGCGAGUCCCCUAAUCCCUGCCUCUGUAUAGCUACCAUUAGUUACAGCGAAAUGUAAUGCAUAUAGUGGCUUGAACAUCCUCUCACCAUCCCUAAGGUCAUACCUUUCAGGCAUCAGUUUUUCACAUUUACUGGGAAACACUUUCAGUUCCAGGCCCUCUGAUUAUUAGAACCCAUUGGAAACCUUUUUCAAUAAUCAAAUCAAGUUAUGUAUGUCCCAAGUGAAAUAAUGUUCACAAGCUUUUGCAAGUGACAAAUGAAAUACAACUCUUUCAUGAAGGACAUACUUGGGGAGGUUUCCUGAAAAUGGGCAGCAGACAUAAUUUUAUGAUUCCGUGAUUUUGCAGACAUGUUAUUGCAAAUAUAAAUGUAUACCUGUAUCUAUACAUGCAUUUACACAUUUUACAUCCUUCUCAGAUACAUAUAGAAAUGUUUUAAUUCGAUGUGUUACUAACCAAAGUCCCAAUCUAUAGGUGUAAUGCCUGUUGUGUCUUCAUGACAUAAUGAAAUUUUGCCAUUAAUGCCAGAUUAUAUUUGGGGAUUAUUCCUCCUAAAGUGAUAUAAAUUAUCAAACUGCUGUGAGGGUUGUAACAAAAGAAUUUUUUAAGCAUUUGGUUUUUGCUUCUUUUUUUAAUACAUGUAUCUAUUUUGCUGUUUGUUAUAAGAUUGGUAUAUUAUUAUUUUUUUUAAUUGCAUAAUUUGCAUCUUGUUUGUUAAAAAAUGUGUAACUGUUGUGUUCAUUGUUAAAGUAAGUAUGACCUGUUUUUAAAAUGAUUCCCACUCCCACAUCAAAUAGAGUAUGUAAAAUAACACACAUAGGCCUACUAGGUUACUGUAUAUUAGAUUCAAAUGUAUAAUUAAUUAUCAGGGAUGUUUUUAUUAAGCAACAUGUGGCAGUUUUUGCUGCCUACACGUAUUUAAUCAAUAUUUGCUGGAUAUUUAAUUUUAUAAAAAAAAAUGCUAUUGGUAUGAUCUAAUUUGCACAUGCACAUACAUUUAACUGUCACUGUUGGGAAGUCUGUUCCUAAAUAAUUAAUUUUAGCAAAAAAAAGUUUGUUUUGUUUAACGAUACCACUAGAGUACAUUGAUUUAUUAAUCAUCAGCUAUUGGAUAUCAAACAUUUGGUAAUUUUGAUAUAUAGU